AUGAACCUUAGCAUGAUUGCCUACCCGCCACGAAACCGCCACGAUGACUCUGUUCAGAAACGCUGGACCACGGAUCCUGCUUACGCGUCUUACACAUCCUCCCUAUCCGCCUCGAAGUCCUCCGCCUCUCUCGCGUCCUCUUCAUUCAGUGCCUCCGUUGCAGCAACUUCCUCCAAAUCCCUAUUAACCGGCUCCGACCCGUAUUCGACCACAUUCUUGUCUACAUCGUCAGCAUCUCCUGCACUCUCGACUUCAACCAUUCCGUUUUCCUCCAGCUCCGGAGCCACAUAUGCCACGGAUAUCUUUACCACGUCUGCUCCGGUGACUGUCACCCUUCCUUCGACAACAUUCACUUCCACGAGCACGUAUCUCGCGUUUUCAGCCACACCCAUAGGUUUUGCUGCGGCUGCGUCGGACCCGACUUGUAUUGGCGGUGGUUUGGAUGCGCCCGCUGAUGGUAUACUUUCUACUCUAAUUCUUCCCGCUUGCAUUGGACUUUUUCUAUGGUUAUUAUUUGCUUUCAUUCGUCCACGAUUUCGCCAAGUAUACGGCAUUAGAGAAUGGUUCGUUCAGCCCGACUUGCGGCCUAGACUACUUCCGGACACCUUUUGGGCAUUUCUCAACCCUCCCGUUCCCCUCGUCCCAUCAGUACCAAAAGACGUUUCCGAUACGGGCAAAUCGCCUGCCACAGACGCGUCUCUGUAUCCUUCAGACGAAGAACUCAGCCAGCGCGCCCUCUGGCAUUGCUUUCUUCUUGUUUUAGGCUGGACGCUCCUCGGCCUAGCAGCAGCAUUACCUCUUUAUAUGGUUUCCACCCCAUGCGUUUCUCAGUCCAUCUCGCAGCCACUAUUCGGAGGUGGAUUAUCCACGUUACAGGAUUUGAGCUUGUUACGGCUACUGAACCUACUGGACGACAAGUCUAUCACGACUUCCAGCUCUAAUUCCAUAACGCUGCUGAGGCGCGCGACGGUGAACGGGGUAGACGUUGCUCAGAACACCCGCAUUCGUAUCAUUAUUCUUACUGUCAUCUUCCUCGUCCUCGGCGUACUUCCGGCGCUCUGGAAAACAAUCAAGGAGUUUAACCUACUCGUCGCGCACCGGAGACGUUGGCUUGAUGUCAAGCUGGGAGGGAAGGAUAUGGGGUGGUUGAGCUUGAGAGAGGCACCAGGGUUUGCUUCAUGGGGAGAGAAACGGGUCAAGGAUUUUAUGAACAGGACGGGGCUGAGCUCUAGCUUGGAGACGGGGGCGAGGAGAAGGAACGCAAGUAGAGCUCGGGAUUUGGAUAGGGAGGAGAGGAUUCAGGAGGAUAGGAGGCUGUCGACUGAGGAGGAGGCGAGCUUGGAGGUGGAUGUGCAAAGCUUGUUCACAAUCGGCGAAACGAGACAGCUUGCGUUGCUUAUAGAGGAACGCGACGAAAUUUUGGAGAACCUGGAGAUAGCGGAAACGAGAUAUAUAUCCUCGUUCCGGCUGUCUACGCCUGACCCUUCGAUAGCGGAUUAUCAACCUGCACCUCCCUCAGAUACUGAGGGGAUACCAUACAUCAGUCGGCCACAACCUCUCAACGCAUCGAAGGCACUUCCUCGGAGACAACGAGCCCGAAAUCCGGCCUACGCCUCAUCCUCCCUAACACCAACCUCCUAUGUCGCGCCCUCACAAUACUAUAAACUCGGAAGCCUUCGUGGCGUCAAUGGAGGCCGCUUCGCCGACUCAGAAGAGUCGCCCAGCUUUUCCGACUCCAUCACUCAACGAGUCGUAGGUAGCCGCUUCCAAGAGAUCCCGCGAAGUUUUGCCGACGUCUACGGUCCCGUUCCUGUUGGGAGCCGUGUGCACCUCCAGGGUGGGGUGCUUAGUACUACCCCCAGACUACCACUACCGCCGAUUCCUAACCCGAGUCAGCAUGGACCGAAUUGGGUGGAGCAUUCGGGGGACACAGAAGCCGAUAAGGAGGAUAGAGACUGGGUAGAUCUGAUGCGCGAGCCACCUAUUGAUUUUGCGACGCCUGAGGAGGGUACAGGACAAGGGGAAAGAGACAGGAUGAUCGGGGCUUCGUCGCCGCUUGUGGAGAGUCCAUACAUGGAGAGCCCAGAGAAUAUGAGUGAGAUGGGGAUGUUGAGCUUUGGGAGGAGACCGAAGAUAUUUGGCCCGUCGCCUUCGGAUCAACUUGAUACAUUUCCGCUCAGGAGUCGUAGGCAGGAUACGUCGGGUAGCAGUGAUGUGCCGCCUCCACAUCUGAGGCUACAGUCUCACCCCCCGUUUGUGAGACCCAUGACUGGCCUCAAUCAUGACGACCUCGGUCAUGUGUACGCAGAUAUUCGCUCGUGGCGAACCAAGCUGAAGCAGAUUAAUCAAGAAAUUGCGGAUGCGCAGAGUGAAGGGUACAAUGAUAUUGCGGAUGGUGUCCGGGUGAAAGGUUGGAUCCUCAUCGGGAAAGGCCUACGCUUCAUACCCGGCAUUCAACUCAUCGAAGGCCGAGCCAAGGAGGACAUCCGCUGGGAUCAGCUCCAGCUCGAGCACGAUGCCUCAAACCAUGCUGUCUUCUGGACGAUCACUGCUGUCAUUGUUGUGCUACUUGGAAUUGGCUUGACCGCCGCGGCAGGAUUGGCGAUGUCAGCCGCACCCGACUAUGCGCAUUAUUUCCCAUUCCUCCGGCCUCUGGCGAACCAUAAUGAUUUUGUCACGGGUCUUGCCAUCGUCCUCGCACCUGCAGUCGGUUGCGUCGUCUUCAUCUCCACCUCGAUAGCUAUUCUUGCAUACUCAUCUCGCUUGAUCAGAUCCGCCUCGGUUUCUAGAGAUCGUCUCGUCAUGUUCAAGACGACGUUCUAUGUCCUUAUGGCAGUCGCCACGAUUUGGCUCAUCGCAAUAGGCGCCAUUCUGUAUGCUUUCUCGGCCCUUAGCCUAAGCAGUCAACGGCCACAGAAAGUUGCUGACGGUGCCAUAUAUGUCACUACCUUGAUUCUGGGUAUCGCGUUGACGGUGGCAGUCAUUACUCCUGCACUGUUGUUACUGCAGCCGUUUCACCUCAUCCGUGUCCUGCGGGCGGAGAGAGAAGCUGUCACGCCUCGACAGCGGUUCCGUGCUGUGUAUCCAAGGACGUACAAUCCAUCGUUUGCUCUGGCCUGUUGUAUCUGGGCUCAAGUUACAGCAUCGACCCUAUGCAUUAUAUUCCCUAUCAUUGGCCCAACCCUGGCUCUUCUGCUAUUUUUGAGCCUCAUCGCACACCGAUAUCUCGUUGGCUACGUCUACGCACGCACUCGGUCCCAAACCGGUGGCCUCCUCCAAAUAUGGCUCGUCCAACGUUUCGGUACCCUCCUCGGCUUCCAGCCCAUGCUCCUCGGCCUCAUCCUCCUCACUCGCGAGAUGUGGCCCGAAGGCGGCGUCCUCUGUGGCUUCUCGGUCGGCAUUAUCCUUUUCGUCGAGCUUUAUGCCACUUGGAAGACGAGACUUCCGGGGAAAGCCUCUUUGAGCAAUAUCACUCAGGAUUCGCUGGAGACAUUUAGGAGGACGGCAAGGCCGACAAAGAGGGAAAGGAAAACUGGGCACGGGGAGUCUAAUAGUUUUGCGAGUUCCGGACCAUUGGGGGGUGGGAGAAUGACGAGGACGAGGGGCUCCAUGGCAAGUGUGUUGGAGAUGAUGUCAGUUACUUUGGCUGUUAUGCCUUCACCAUCACAGACAAGGGGCCCUGUGCCCAUUCAGACUGAAACCCUGGAUGAUCUCACGGCAACUGAGCGAGCAGCUCGAACCCACCCUGAUGCGCCACCUCACCUGCCGCCUCUUCCUUUUGCUGAUCACGCGGAGGAAAUGGCGAGCAUCAUGUAUGCCCCAGAAUUGAUAGCACCGACGCCUAUCAUCUGGCUGCCGAACGACUCUGCCGGUGUCGCUCGUUCGGAGGCUUACGACCUACAACGAUACCACGAUAUACCCGUUACGCUCGACGUCCGCGCGAACGAAGACGUGAUGCAUCCAACGAGGACAGCUUCGUCCCGUGCGCGCCGAAGUCUAUGA
Stereum hirsutum FP-91666 SS1 is the source of this 4002-nucleotide messenger RNA. RefSeq lists its product as uncharacterized. The coding region runs from base 1 to 4002 and encodes 1333 amino acids. The record is from RefSeq and is a predicted model, not a curated record. Gene Ontology annotation, molecular function: calcium-activated cation channel activity. The transcript is spliced from 12 exons. Gene Ontology annotation, cellular component: plasma membrane. Lineage: Eukaryota; Fungi; Basidiomycota; Agaricomycetes; Russulales; Stereaceae.